This is a messenger RNA of Necator americanus (New World hookworm), 1164 nucleotides long. RefSeq lists its product as uncharacterized. The coding region runs from base 1 to 1164 and encodes 387 amino acids. NCBI's taxonomy places the organism in Eukaryota, Metazoa, Nematoda, Chromadorea, Rhabditida, Ancylostomatidae. The record is from RefSeq and is a predicted model, not a curated record. The transcript has a single exon.
AUGAAAAGAUGUUCUCAUGUCCUCAACACUGCUAAUGGGGUAGCUAUCGGUGAAUCAACCCUUCCAAUUUGGAAGGAACACUUCAAGACCUUGCUGAACCGGCUAACACCGUCAGUUCCUGAACUCGAACACGUUCAUAGACCGACAUAUGCGGUUAACGAGGAGCCACCGACCGAGUCGGAGGUCCUGGUCUGUAUUCAGAAAAUGAAGAAUGGAAAAUCUGGUGGAGACGACGGGAUUAGCGCAGAAAUGCUAAAAUAUCUUCCUCCGUCUGGGAUUCGUGAAAUGACAAAGAUCAUCCGUUCAAUAUGGAUAAACGAAAAGAUACCUGAUUCAUGGAGACACGCUAUCAUAAUUCCCCUCCACAAGAAGUUAUCCGUCACGGACCCAAGGAAUUAUCGAGGAAUCUCCUUGCUGCGUAUUAUGUACAAGGUACUGGAGCGCAUUGUCCUGGACCGACUCAUUAAACAUCACGAAGAAACAACGCGCGACGAGCAAGCUGGCUUUCGUCCUGACCUAUCUACGAUUGACCAGGUGUUCAUCGUCAGGAGAGUGAUCGAAAUCUGGCAGCGGUAUUCGAAGCCAAUGCAACUAGCGUUUCUGGACUUUGAAGCCGCGUUCGACUCUCCUCACCGAGGCCGUUUUCUCAACGCGCUUCGCGCCGAUGGAGUACCAGGAAAGUUCGGUCGCUUGCUUGAUGACAUGAAUCAACGAACAACUGCUGCAGUUCGAACACCAGCCGGAUGUACAACACCGUUUGAAGUGGUAACUGGAGUAAGACAAGGGGCGGUGGCAGGACCCUUCCUGUUCAAUUUCGCCAUCGACGACAUUAUGCGAAGAACAGUCGACCAGUGUCCUGCCGACAUUGUCUUAGCAGCAUCAGGGUGCUCCUUGACUGACCUCGAGUACGCCGACGAUGCUGUUAUAUUCGCGGAAAGCAGUACGAAACUUCAACAUGUUGUCAACCUUGUAUCGAAGCUGGCUGCAGCCUACGGACUACGCCUACGCCCUGAUAAAUGCAAGCGGAUGUGGAUCUCUUCGAGACCUCGAAUGGGAAUCAGGGUGGACGGACAACCGAUAGAACUCGUCGAUGAGUUCUUUCUUGUUCUCUAUGCUGAAGAACAACGGCAGCUACGAGAGAGAUGUUCAGCAAAGAUGCGCUAA